UUUGAGGAGUUUUCCGUUCAAUUUCCCGCGAUUAUUUCCCUCACAAACAGAAGUCGGAGGUACAAGAACGAUAUUCGUGCGAGUAGCGUCUAAUAAAUUUAAAUUUUAUCAAUCAAAUUUGAAUACAAAUAUUCAAAAUGUUUGAAGCAAGAUUAGUUAGCUGUUCUGUUUUCAAAAAGGUGAUGGAAGCAAUUAAAGAACUUCUCAAUGAAGCUUCAUUUGAUUGCUCAGAAUCUGGUAUUCAACUUCAAGCUAUGGAUACUUCUCAUGUAUCCUUGGUAUCUCUAAUGUUGAAAUCAGAUGGCUUCGACAAAUAUAGAUGUGACAGGAAUAUCACAAUGGGCAUGAAUUUAACAAGUUUAUCGAAAAUCUUCAAAUGUUCCAAUAACGAUGAUACGGUUACCAUCAAGGCUCAGGAUGAUGCUGAUACGGUUACCUUCAUGUUUGAAUCUAAGAAACAAGAAAAAAUCUCCGAUUAUGAAAUGAAAUUGAUGAAUUUAGACCAGGAACAUUUAGGAAUUCCUGAAACUGACUUCUCAUGUGUAAUCAAGAUGCCUUCCGCUGAGUUUGCCAGAAUAUGCCGAGAUCUUUCCCAGUUUGGUGAAUCUUUAGUCAUUUCAUGCACAAAAGAGGGAGUACGAUUCUCUACAAAUGGUGAUAUUGGAAGUGCAAAUAUUAAAAUCGCACAGACCAAUAAUUUUGAAAAGGAGGAAGAAUCUGUUACUAUCGAUCUACAGAAUCCAGUCACUCUAACUUUUGCUUGUCAAUAUUUGAAUCAUUUUACCAAGGCAACUCCUUUAUCUAAUCAAGUUGUACUUUCCAUGUCUGAUAAUGUCCCUUUAGUAGUAGAAUAUGUAAUACCCGAUUUGGGACACAUUAGAUAUUACCUAGCACCAAAAAUUGAAGAAGAUGAUAAUUGAUAAGUUUUGCAACAUUUGUGAAAAAUGCUCUUAAGUUAUAUUUCUCAUUCAUUUUGAUGUGACCAUUUUCUUUUAUUUUUAUAUCUGUUAUAAUCUGUUUAAAUAAACUAUACUUUCACUAUUA
Coccinella septempunctata (seven-spotted ladybird) is the source of this 1044-nucleotide messenger RNA. RefSeq names its product proliferating cell nuclear antigen (gene PCNA). Gene Ontology annotation, molecular function: DNA polymerase processivity factor activity; DNA binding. The record is from RefSeq and is a predicted model, not a curated record. Gene Ontology annotation, cellular component: PCNA complex. Bases 138 to 920 code for a protein of 260 amino acids. The transcript is spliced from 2 exons. Gene Ontology annotation, biological process: mismatch repair; regulation of DNA replication; leading strand elongation. Lineage: Eukaryota; Metazoa; Arthropoda; Insecta; Coleoptera; Coccinellidae.